AUGCCUGUGACCUUGUUCCACGGUCGACUCUCAAAUACCCCCGCCCGGAGCUUUUCAUUCAGUCAGGCUAGUUUCCAAGCCAUCGGAUUCAGCCCGGAGUUGAAGGUAUCAGUGGAGAAUGGCAAAGUUACCACAGAACCAUUGGCUGGGACGGAAUUACGCAAAGGGACAGAAGUCGAAGUCAAUCGUCUGCGGCAAGAUUUGCUGAAUGAUCCCAAAGAGAUCGUGGAACACGUGCUGUCCGUUAAAGCACCGAUUGGAGAGAUUCAUCAGGUUGUAGAGAAUAAAGAAGGCACCAUUAUGGUGGAGGAUCUGAUGUCUGUUCGAUCACGUUGUAGUGUCUAA
Messenger RNA from Aspergillus tanneri, 345 nucleotides. RefSeq lists its product as uncharacterized. The transcript has a single exon. Bases 1 to 345 code for a protein of 114 amino acids. NCBI's taxonomy places the organism in Eukaryota, Fungi, Ascomycota, Eurotiomycetes, Eurotiales, Aspergillaceae. The record is from RefSeq and is a predicted model, not a curated record. Gene Ontology annotation, biological process: L-tryptophan biosynthetic process.